Artibeus jamaicensis (Jamaican fruit-eating bat) is the source of this 417-nucleotide messenger RNA. RefSeq names its product formiminotransferase cyclodeaminase N-terminal like (gene FTCDNL1). The record is from RefSeq and is a predicted model, not a curated record. Gene Ontology annotation, molecular function: folic acid binding; transferase activity. The transcript has 4 exons. Lineage: Eukaryota; Metazoa; Chordata; Mammalia; Chiroptera; Phyllostomidae.
AUGUCUUCCUCCAGAUUGGGGCUUCGUUUGGCUGCCUGUUUACUAAACAUUUCAGAAGCCAGAAGAAAACACAUUGUUGAGAACAUAGCAAAAGCAGCUCUUCUUGGAAAAAAUGGGAGGAAACAUCCUGAAGUAUCAGUACUCAAUAUAUUUUCUGAUCAAGACUACAACAGAUCAGUCAUUACAGUAGUAGCUUCUGUUGAUGAAUUAGGCCCUGCUGAGAGUCUGGUUCUGCACGUUCCGGGCAGCAGCGUGUUUGUUUUUGGGGAGGCCGACCUGCCCGAGAAGCGCACCCUUGUCCGGAGAAGGAAGCAGCUGGGCUAGUUCACGAGGAGGGACUUCGGUGCUCUGGAACCUGACCUGGGAGCCGCACCUGCCCGAAGAUGUGGUUUAACAGCUUGCUUCAGGGCGUUGUGA